AGCAUCAUUGAUAAAAAGAAACAAACAUACCAAUUAAGUAGCUAGCCCAUACAAAAGCAUCAAAUCCCAAGCUACUUCAUACAACACCAUGGUUCAUUCAUUCACACCCUUCUUUCUUGCCCUACUAUUCAUACUGAUAACUACCACGAAUGUACUCGAAAACGUUCGAGGCGAUCCAGACCUAACUUUCAUCGAGGGUCUCUGCGGAUUCGAGUACGAUACAACUCCCUUCAGGAAGGGUCAAGCCAUGAGACUCACAAGCGGCGACAUCGAGCGCACAAGCUCCCAUUCCCCAUUUUGCAGCGUUACCGCCGAUGACGAUGGCACGCCCCAAAUGUAUGGUAUGGCUACAUGUUCGGACUCCAUCUCUCCGGAGGAUUGCAAGGCUUGCCUUACCUAUUGUCAAGACCAGUUGCUGAAUUAUAACAUAUGCAAUGAUCUAUACGGCGCCCGAAUCAUCGUUGCCAGCUGCUCAUUGAGGUACGAGACCUAUGAGAUUGAGGAAUGUGCGCCAUGAAUGCGUUGAUAUGGAAGAUGAGGCCGUAUACAUCAAAGGGUUCUGUGUGCUGCUGAUUCAUGUCGUCGGAUUUGGAUCUUUCGAAUAAUUCUGGACGGCUUUGCUAUGUCUUUUUUCUUAGUAAUUGUACUUGUACUUGUGAUUGUGGUUUUCUUUUAUAUGUGUAACAAAGUGUGAAGGAAUAA
This is a messenger RNA of Linum trigynum, 702 nucleotides long. The record is from the annotation of a GenBank genome assembly. Lineage: Eukaryota; Viridiplantae; Streptophyta; Magnoliopsida; Malpighiales; Linaceae.